GUCACGAAUCUUAUCUUUAAAGUGUAGUGCAACGAGCACACAAUAGCGUGUAAUUCAAGGAAGGACUGGCCCGUAGGUUUUUCCACAGGGUUUUUCACAACCUCGUCAGGGCAACUUGUAUCUUUUCUGACCCCGGGACGGCCGACUUCUGGAUUGCCGGAAUUUAUGCUUUCACUUUCGAAAAAACAAAACAAAAUGGUUGAUUUUAUUUUCUUGUUUUGAAAAGUUUUAGCACAGUUCUUUCAGAGAUGGAUUUAAUAGAAAAAUACGAAAGAAAAGAAAGCUAUUAUGAUGUACUUGGAUGUACAGAAACAUCGACUUUGGCUCAAAUAACCACAGAGUUUCGAAUCUUGGCGAAAAAGUGUCAUCCCGAUAAAAAUAGCAACGAUAAUGAUGAUGUGACUAAUGAAAAAGAUUUUGAAAAAUUACAACAUGCUUAUGAAGUCUUAAAAUCUGAGGAAUCUCGUAAACAAUAUGAUACAUGGCUGCAUUCUGGGUUGUGUAUCCCUUUUGAAAGUUGGAACAAAAUGAGUGAACAGUCCCAUGUAUCAAUGCACUGGGGAAGAAAGAAAAAAGAGCUUGCAAUUGAAAGUGCUGAUAAAAAAGAUGAUUUGACGAGUGCAUCAAAUCAGAAAUCAACGAAAACAACACAUAAUGAGAACACAGAUGUUUCGACGGCUAACGUUCAAAGGAAUUUUAAAAGACAUCAAUUUGAUAACACUAGUGGGCGGAAUAAGUUUAGAAAAUACCAGUUAUAAUUGUGUAUAUACAUUUAUCAUUUGUAUUGUAAAUAUGUAAUUAAUGCAAGGAGGCAAAAGUUUCUGUAAAUUUCACCCUCUUGCCAUGUUUGUUUUGAAAGACGUUACGCGCUUAGAAAAGGCGGGAAACUUUUUAAUGGAAACAUUGUUGUGUUACAUUAGUGUUUUAUCAGAAACUGUACAUAAAGUGAGUGAAAGCUGUAAAUUGUAUUUUAACAACAGCACCCUAACCACUUAAACGAACUCGGUAGCAUCAUUCGGUAUUUUAUAAAUAGUAUAUGAUAGAUUAGAUUUUGUUUGAUAUGGAACAGGUUAUAUCGCGAACUGCUAGUUCGAGCCUUCAGGCUGGGCCGAUGUCAGCAGUGAGUGGUACGCUCGGGGGCACUGUGUAAUUUCUUUAUAAAGAACAAGGAUUCGUCGCAAUAAAUAUGAUGUUUUUCCCGUAUCUAACAUUCAACUGCAAAAAGGCACGUUAACAUUGGAGGCACUGCCCGGAUGUCCUGUUAUGAAUUGCUAAAGCCGAAAGACGAAAUUUGUAUGGGUGGCACCUAAUGCUAGAAGACGAAAUAUUGAUGCAAUAAAUUAUGAGUUUGUCGACCUUCACUGAUAGUUAAGAAACACGUUUUGGGUAACAUUAAAUACUUAAUUCUUUUAGCCGUUCCGAGGCAUAUAUCGCAGAAUUAGCCGUCCCGAGGCAAUAUCGGAGAAUUAGCCGUCCCGAGGCAUAUAUCGAGGAAUUAGUCGUCCCAAGACCGAUGUCGGAGAAUUAGCCGCCCCGAGGAAUAUAUUGAAGAAUCAAAUUAACUAUCCUGUAGUGCUCAGAAAUUAUUUCCUAGAUGUUAAGUGAUAACAAUGGCAAGGUACAGAUAUUGUUGAAAUUUUGAUAUGAAGCUGGAAGUAAAAAUCAUUAUGACAGAAAGCUGAUGAUAAACGACAUUGAAACAUUUUUUUCAAAGAGAUAAAAGCCAUAAGACAUGGGGAUAAACCCGUAAUGUGGUUAAUGAAAAAAAAAGAAUGUUGUUUAUAGACUUCAGAUUUUUUGGACGUUUUUUUAUGGGAGCCUCGGUACAGACUCUUGGUACAAAAAAGGUAACGUUUUUUUUAUAUUAUUUAUUUGGCAAUUGUAUAUAUGUAUUUAGGAGUAAUACAACGUAACUUUAA
Molecule: messenger RNA, 1919 nt
Organism: Hydractinia symbiolongicarpus
Lineage: Eukaryota; Metazoa; Cnidaria; Hydrozoa; Anthoathecata; Hydractiniidae
Product: dnaJ homolog subfamily C member 12-like
Exons: 3
Coding region: 249-758 (169 amino acids)
Cellular component (GO): cytoplasm
Source: RefSeq, a predicted model, not a curated record